Messenger RNA from Trypanosoma theileri, 390 nucleotides. RefSeq lists its product as uncharacterized. The record is from RefSeq and is a predicted model, not a curated record. Lineage: Eukaryota; Euglenozoa; Kinetoplastea; Trypanosomatida; Trypanosomatidae. The transcript has a single exon. Bases 1 to 390 code for a protein of 129 amino acids.
AUGGGAUUCAGUACUGGACUCUUCGAUUGCUUUAAUGACUGUGGAAGCACCUUAGAUGUAUGGUGUUGCUUCUCAUGCAAUGUUAGCCGCCAGUAUAAUGCUGUUGCUGGGAUUCCUAAUGAAUGUUCAUUCUGCUAUUGUCUAGGAGUCUGUUUUUUCCCUGUGCCCGCCAUGUGUUGUUUACGCCAAAGAGUCUCCGAGAAAUAUUCCCUCGGAGAAGGCUGCGUGACGACGUGUUUGGCCUCCACAUGUUGUACUGUAUGUUCUGCGUGUCAGACCCAUCGUGAACUGACCUUUCACGGUGCAAACCCUGGUGGCUGUUGUUGUGAAACUUCUCUUAGGGGAGAGAGUCAAGUGUUGCACCACCAGAAUCGUUAUACCAUUGUGUAA